ACAAAAGAGGAAGACCGCGAGGGAGGCCCCAGUGGAGAGCCGGCCUCAUGGCGGACACGUUCUUGGGCCCCUGGCUCCUGGGCUUGCUCCUGCUUCCCUGGAUGCUGCAGCUCACAGGAGAGCAUUCGGUGACCCACACUGGUGCCCCCAUUUUGGUCUCUCUGGCCAACAAGUCCAUUUCCUUCGACUGCCAAAUCACCGACCCAGACAGCCCCAGACUCAAGAACUUCACAGCCUUGUACUUUUUUGUGGACCUCCAGAACCAGCAGAGCCCCAGUGAGCAGAUCAAGUGCCCACCCGACCUGGGCAACGAGAACCAGACGCACACUCUGAGAUGCUUGGUCACCCUCCGGCUGCCCAAUGCAUCGGCCACUGGUACCUACUAUUGCUCCGUGGUCUGGCCGGAAGUCCAGAAAAUCAGCGAAGGCGUCUUCAUCCUGGUCAGAGACACGGGGUACCGACGACCCCCGCAGGGCUCCCAGCAGCUCCUGCUCUUUUGCUUCACUGGCGUCCUGACUGUGCUGAGCAUCUUGGUCACAGCCCUGCUGCUCUGGAGGAAGAAAAGGAUGCAGGCUCCUCAGAAGCACCCCGCGCAGACGGGCUCAGACCUGAGUGCCCACAGCCAGCAGCAGCCUCCGGACGAAUCCGUCUACAUGGCCCUACAGCACAGAGACACUGAAAUCUACUCCUGCAUCCAGAACGAGGCCAGCAGCCUGCCAACCACCCAGAGCCUCCUCUCCCAGGAGAAAUUGCACGGAUUUACAGAUGACAGCAAAUUUAACAUGGUCUAUGAAAACUUCUAGGAUGAGCUCCACUGGCCCAUAGAUCCAAGGCCCCACGGCAGCCCCUCCCUCCAGAGGACUGGCCCCACACCAGGAGCGAGGCCCCCGGGGUGCCCCAUCACCUUGCCUCCACAUUCAAGGUGUUCCCGACCUUGGGUCUGCCCCUUACCCCCCAUUCUGUGCCCUAGCCACACCCACUGAGCAUCUUGCAUCUGGCUUUUGCCCAGGCUCUUCCCUCAGCCUGCCAGCCCAUCCUCCAGUCUCCAUGGGCUCUCUCGGACACCACCCCUCCCCAAGCCCUUCUCACUCUCUCAAGAUCCACAGGCUCUCUCGGCACCAGCCUGUACCACAGACUGUAAGACCAGGCACGAGCUCCUCAGGAGGUUCCCGGCAGUGAGUGAGCACAGAAAGGAACAAUCACAAAAAUGGCCCCUGCCCGGCUGGGUCGAAGGCACAAGGCAGCCACGCAAGGUGGAGCAGGGUGCUAGGAGGGGUAGGCAGGGGUUGUGGGCGAGACGGGAGCUGUGCAGAGGCUGGGCUGGGCUCGAGGAUGAAGCUAGGGGCCAGGGAGGUGUCUGAGUGGAGGACAUCAGGCUGGGGGCCUGGAAACGGGACGGCAAGGGAGGAGACCUGGCAUGUUUGGGGCAGGGAAUGGGGAGACGCUGAGCUAACGGGCUGAACCUCCUGAAGCUCUCCAUCCCCCAACAAGAACCCCAAGGUUGUUUCCCAUCAGCCUGGCCAUCUGCACUCACUGCUUUGUCACCUCUGCCACCGUCCUCCAGGCCUCAGCUGCUCCUCCUUCCCCCCACUGAGGCCCAGUCCCCCAGAGCCCCAGUCUGGCCUACCUGGACCCCACCCCCCUCCUCUCUUGAUGGGCCUUGUGCGCCUGGCCCAGGGCUUUGAGGACCCCUCCUCCCUCACACAGUCUAGCUGCAGGGCUUGGUGCCUGGGGCGCCUCCGACCGGUGGGCUCCUUGGUGUUGCUGGAGCUCAGGCCCUAGGCAGACGGCGGCCCCUCGAGGCUUGAACAGAGCCAUUUCUGCCACUUCAAGUGCUCAUUUCUCCCUCUCAGCAGCUCUGCUGGAACCCAUUUCACAGGCAGACGGGCUGAGGGUGGGGAAUCACCCAGGCUGUGGGGCUCUGCUCCUUCCCUCCCCUGCUCUCCCCCAUCCCUGCUGCUUUCUACUAUCUCAUUUGUAAAAUCCUCCCUCCCACCCCCAGGCUGCCCCAGAGGUCCUUGAGGGGCCCUUGCGCACAAAACAUGUCCAGGGACAAUGAGGGGCCCCGACUCUGGCCCUGAGCAGUACCAGGCCACCAGUUUGUGGGCAUCCAGAUAAAACAUUUAUGGGAUCAGGGCGCCUGGGUGGCGUAGUCGGUUAAGCGGUUAAGCGUCUGACUCUUGGUUUCGGCUCAGGUCAUGAUCUCGGGGUCAUGAUCUCAGGGUUUUGAUCUCAGGGUUGUGGGAUCAAGCCCCCCAUUGGGUUGUACGCUCAGCAUGGAGUCUGCUAAAGUUUCUCUCUCCCUCUCCCUCUCUGCCCUUCUCCCAUGCCCUCGCUCUCUCUCUCAAAUAAAUAAAUAAAUCUUAAAAAAAAACAACCUGUGGGUGCCUGGGUAGCUCAGCCAGCUAAGCAUCUGCCUUCGGCUCAGGUCAUGAUCCCAGGGUCCGGGGAUCGAGUCCCACAUCAGGCUCCCUGCUCGGCGGGAAGCCUGCUUCUCCCUCUGCCUCUGCCCCUCCUCCCUGGUCAUGGUCUCUCUCUCUCUCUCUGAAAUAAAUAAAAAUCUUAAAAAAAAAAAAAAAAAAAAAAACUUAAAAAAAAAAAACCUCCUGCAUGGGAUCACAUCCCUCCUCGUGCUCUACAGUUCCCACCUCACUGGGAACAAAAUCCUAGCUCCUCCCCAUGGCCUGUGAGGCCCUUCAGAACCAACCUGUCCCCCUUCUGUACCCACAGCCAUUGCCAACAUAGUGGCCAAGUCUGGUUGGGGGCAAGACUGGGAGGGUGCUGAGGUCUCCAAGGAGCAGGCAGAGAGGCAGGGAGGAGGAGGAGGGUCAAGGUGGAAGG
Messenger RNA from Mirounga angustirostris (Northern elephant seal), 2841 nucleotides. It is a transcript of the gene NFAM1, whose product is annotated as NFAT activating protein with ITAM motif 1. Gene Ontology annotation, biological process: positive regulation of B cell receptor signaling pathway; B cell receptor signaling pathway; regulation of B cell differentiation. Gene Ontology annotation, cellular component: membrane raft. The transcript is spliced from 6 exons. NCBI's taxonomy places the organism in Eukaryota, Metazoa, Chordata, Mammalia, Carnivora, Phocidae. Gene Ontology annotation, molecular function: transmembrane signaling receptor activity. The record is from RefSeq and is a predicted model, not a curated record. The coding region runs from base 48 to 803 and encodes 251 amino acids.